Messenger RNA from Daucus carota subsp. sativus, 2297 nucleotides. RefSeq names its product vacuolar fusion protein MON1 homolog. The record is from RefSeq and is a predicted model, not a curated record. The coding region runs from base 178 to 2037 and encodes 619 amino acids. Gene Ontology annotation, biological process: vesicle-mediated transport; protein targeting to vacuole. The transcript has 14 exons. NCBI's taxonomy places the organism in Eukaryota, Viridiplantae, Streptophyta, Magnoliopsida, Apiales, Apiaceae.
UGGACCCGGACCCAUCAAAUAUAGCUGAACAAUUACGAUGAGACCGACCCGGUCAUUUAUUUGACCCGAAUAUAUUAAUUCCACACACUCCAAUUCUUGUUCCCUUCUCUCAACUACCCUUCUUCUCUGCUUCCACUUCUUCGAUUUCUCCCCAUACACACAACUCUCUUCACUCCAAUGUCAUCCGACGAUGCUCACUCCUCCUCAUCAGAGCACGACUCCACCGAUCAAAACCCUAACCCUAGCACCUCAAUCGACCAAUCUCUCGACGCAAUUGAAGGUCAAUUAACCUCAAUCUCACUCAACCACCGCAAUUCCCCUCUCCCGGAGCCCCCGAUUCCACCUCCUCAUCACGGAAUCGGUGAUACAUUGCCUUCCGAUGCGCAUUCGCAAGUGGAAGAAGUAGGAGCAGUUGAGAAGUCUGGUUCCGAUGUGGAAGUCGAGAAUUCGGUGUCGCGAGGGGAAGGAGUGUUGUGGAGGAAUAGCUCGGAUGUGGAAGGGGAAGUGGAAGGGCAGGGGAGUCCGAGUAGUAGUGGAUAUGCGGGCGGGAAAGGGACGAGUAGUAGUAGUGGUGUGAGUGGUUCCGGUAUCGAGGAGAUUAGUGGUGAUGAGGUUGAUCAAGGUGAGGGAGGUAUAAGGAGUGGCUCUUUUGGGGGUAGUGUGGAUUCGGAGUGGGUUCCAGGGAAACGACAUGUUAAUGAAGAUGAUGCUUCUGUAUCAUGGAGGAAAAGGAAAAAGCAUUUCUUUGUAUUAAGCCAUUCUGGAAAACCAAUAUACUCGAGAUAUGGAGAUGAACACAGACUAGCAGGAUUUUCAGCAACUUUGCAAGCCAUCAUUUCCUUUGUGGAGAAUGGGGGUGAUCGUGUGAAGUUGGUUAGGGCAGGAAAACACCAGGUGGUUUUUCUUGUUAAAGGACCAAUAUAUCUAGUUUGCAUAAGCUGUACAGAAGAACCUCAUGAAUCUCUCAAUGAACAACUGGAACUUCUUUAUGGCCAGAUGAUACUUAUUCUGACAAAGUCUAUAAAUAGAUGCUUCGAGAAGAAUCCUAAAUUUGAUAUGACGCCUUUGCUUGGGGGAACAGAUGCUGUAUUCUCUUCUCUCAUCCACUCAUAUAGUUGGAACCCCGCCACUUUCCUCCAUGCCUACUCUUGUCUUCCCCUUGCUUAUCCAACAAGGCAAGCUGCUGGUGCCAUAUUGCAGGAUGUUGCUGAGUCAGGCGUCCUCUUCGCAAUAUUAAUGUGUAAACACAAGGUCAUCAGUCUGGUUGGGGCACAAAAAGCAUCUCUUCAUCCUGAUGAUAUGCUCUUGCUUGCCAACUUUGUGAUGUCAUCUGAAUCAUUUAGGACAUCAGAAUCUUUCUCCCCAAUCUGUCUUCCGAGAUACAAUCCAAUGGCAUUUUUAUAUGCAUAUGUAUAUUAUCUUGAUGCUGAUACAUAUUUAAUGCUGCUCACUGCUAAUCCAGAUGCAUUUUAUCGUCUAAAAGAUUGGAGGAUCCGAAUCGAGAUGGUCCUUCUGAAGUCAAAUGUUCUUAAUGAAGCUCAGAGGUCGAUGUUGGAUGGUGGCAUGCAUGUUGAGGAUUUGCCUGUUGAUCCAUCCCCUCGUUCUGGAUCUUUGUCAUCUCAUUUAGGUCAGCCUAGACCUCCACCAGACUCUGCAGACAGGUGUAAGGCACUGUUAGGUGGUCCUUGCGGACUCUGGCACUUCAUUUACCGCAGUAUAUAUUUGGAUCAAUAUGUAUCUUCUGAGUUCUCAUCACCAAUUAAUACUCCUAAACAACAGAAAAGAUUAUAUAGAGCAUAUCAGAAGCUGUAUACGUCAAUGCAUGAUAGAGAACUUGGUCCGCACAAAACCCAGUUUAGAAGGGACAAUAACUAUGUUUUACUCUGUUGGGUUACUCAGGAUUUUGAACUUUAUGCAGCAUUUGAUCCUCUAGCAGACAAGGCACUAGCUAUAAAGACAUGCAACCGGGUCUGCCAGUGGGUCAAAGAUGUGGAGAAUGAAGUUUUUUUGUUGGGAGCAAGCCCCUUUUCAUGGUGACGUUCCCAGAAAAGUAUGUGUUUUUGUAUUCUAGUUUUGAUUUUUGAAUAAGAUUUUAACACGGCAAUUUUAUGCCAAUCGUAGUAUAUCAAUCUUUUAGUUCAUUAAAUGUUUGUACCAUCAGAUGUAUUUCACAUUUACUUGUAUUUAGGUCUGUAAUCCAUCUCUAGGUAUAUUUAUGAGUCCUCAUUGAGGCCAACCUACAAUUUUGCAAUAGAAGACCUGAAUUGUUUAUGUACAAUCAGGAUUAGCUUGCAUAA